AUGGAGAAGAAAUAUGUUUCUCUUUUCAUGGUUGUGGUGGUUCUAGGAAUGAUGGUAUCAAAAUUUGAAGCACGUCAAAUUGACGACAUUACAUGCCCCGAGGCUCUUUUGUCCUUGUUGCCAUGUCUUCCCUUUUUGCAAGGAACUGGAGGUGCUACACCACCUAAAAACUGUUGUGAUGGAGCAAAUACUUUAAAUCAAAAGGCAAACACCACCCCGAUUCGAAGGGAUGUUUGCAAUUGUCUCAAACCCGCAGCAUCGAGAUUUGGAGUUAAACCUGACAAAUCAAAACAACUACCACAACUUUGUAACAUUACUCUGUCGGUUCCUUUUGAUCCUAACAUUGAUUGCAACACGGUUCAAUAA
Molecule: messenger RNA, 366 nt
Organism: Lathyrus oleraceus (garden pea)
Lineage: Eukaryota; Viridiplantae; Streptophyta; Magnoliopsida; Fabales; Fabaceae
Product: non-specific lipid-transfer protein
Exons: 2
Coding region: 1-366 (121 amino acids)
Biological process (GO): lipid transport
Molecular function (GO): lipid binding
Source: RefSeq, a predicted model, not a curated record